This is a messenger RNA of Olea europaea var. sylvestris, 408 nucleotides long. RefSeq lists its product as uncharacterized. Bases 1 to 408 code for a protein of 135 amino acids. The record is from RefSeq and is a predicted model, not a curated record. Lineage: Eukaryota; Viridiplantae; Streptophyta; Magnoliopsida; Lamiales; Oleaceae. The transcript is spliced from 2 exons.
AUGGCAACAUAUGGUGAGAAGCAAAAGAAAGCAAACAUCUAUGUCUAUGAUAUGGGAACUGGAAAUUUGAAGCCGGAAUCUAACUAUCUGGCCACCAUUAAAAAGUCGAUAUCGCGAGGCUGGGGACUAAUGAGGUCAAAAACCUAUCGAGAAAGUGUCGAUCGUGGUGGAUUGAAGGCGGCAAAAGAGGUGGCAGAAUCAAGAAAAUUAGUUUCACAUGUGGAAGUGAAUGCAGGAUCAGUGGCUGCAUUUUUUCAAGUGAAAGUGUUGGUUAGUGAUAUAUAUGCCAGGGUUCAUGCAAGUCAUCAUUACCUGGGGAAAAUAUUGACACAUGGCUACCGGCCUCAUCGGCCAAUCACAAGAGAAUCCAGCGACCCGAAUUCUGAGCUUGGUACUGUUGCUGAUUGA